Molecule: messenger RNA, 15564 nt
Organism: Poeciliopsis prolifica (blackstripe livebearer)
Lineage: Eukaryota; Metazoa; Chordata; Actinopteri; Cyprinodontiformes; Poeciliidae
Product: protocadherin Fat 3
Biological process (GO): homophilic cell-cell adhesion
Cellular component (GO): catenin complex; plasma membrane
Molecular function (GO): cadherin binding; calcium ion binding
Source: RefSeq, a predicted model, not a curated record
AUAAAAGUGUAGGCUUACGGGUUCAUGAAACUUUCAGCUCUGCAUGACCCACGUUGCUCCAUCAAGGAGCAUGGAAACUGAUUUACUUCCACUGACCGCAUCUGUUUCGUCAAAAGAAGUCGGUGUCAAAAUGAAAGCCACUGUUGUACGGCCAACUGCGCUGUCAUCAACACAGGAAAAAUCUGUACUCUUGAAAUGUCAUUGAUGUCUCAGUGAUGGAAUAUUGAUGAAGCUUAAUCUGUGGGGAAAUAUGCUUCCUCUAGCCACUUUUUUUCUUUUCCUUUGUUUUGUUUUAUGCAUAUUCCUCUGUUUACCCAACAUCCAAGCCCAGUUUUUAUCCACACCUAGAGCAGGACAAGGCUUGUUGCUCUUCUCCCAGCCAUCCUAUAAUGCUUCAAUCUUUGAGAACUCAGCAGUAAGAACCUAUAUCAGAAGUGAGGUGAAAAUGGGCAUCACUCUUGUGCCAUCCUGGCCUUUAGACUUGAAAUAUUCAAUUGAGUCUGGAGACACCGAUGGCAUCUUUCAAGCUGAGGAGUUUGUAAUGGGAGAUUUUUGUUUUUUACGUAUAAGCACUAAAGGAGGAAACGGUGCCAUGCUGAAUCGGGAGGUACAGGACAAUUACACUCUGACAGUCAAGGCAUCUGCCCAUAUUGGUCUGGAGGCCUUGGUCACUAUAUUUAUCAAGGUCUUGGACACAAAUGACCUCCGACCACUCUUUUCUCCAACCUUCUAUUCAUUUGUUGUUUCUGAAAGUGCACCCCUGGGCACCAGCAUUGGACGGGUAACAGCCACAGAUGCAGACAUUGGUUCCAAUGGGGAGUUCUACUACUUCUUCAAGAACAGAGUAGAGCUCUUUGCCGUUCAUCCAACCAGUGGGGUCAUAACCCUCACAGGUCGACCCAGGAUAGAUAAAAGAGAAAAAUUUGAACUGGAGGUGCAGGUGGUUGACAGAGGAAUGAAACUCUACGGAAAUAAUGGUGUCAGCAGCACUGCUCGGUUAGUCUUAACUGUGGAUAGGGUUAAUGAAUUUGCUCCUGUUCUCAGUGCAGUAGCAGUUACUCCGUCUUUGACAGACAAGGACCUCAUCUAUGCCGUACUGACUGUGGAGGAUAAAGAUGAGGGGUUAUCCGGGGACAUAGAGUGGGUUUCCAUUAUUGAGGGAGACCCUUUUGAACAGUUUGUCAUUGAGAGAUUAGCUUUUGGAAACAAAUAUAGGGUUAAAUCCUCAGAGUUGAUCAACUGGGAAACAUAUCCCUAUGGCUGCAACUUAACUUUCCAGGCCAAAGACAGAGGUAUACCUCCAAAAUUUUCCAAUACCCAAGUUGUUCAGUUAGUGGUUACAAAGCAAGACCCAGUAUUGGCAAACUUUGAAAAAGAUGUUUAUGUAGUCAAGGUGAGUGAAAUUGCUCCCCCAGGCACUAUUGUGGAGGUGGUGAAAAUAUCCCCAGCUCCUCUGAGUGUCAAUUACAGUUUCAGGAGCCUCUCAGAUCCAAUGUACUUUGAUAUAAACCCUUUGACUGGGAUUAUUAUGACCAUAAGGCAGCUGACAAAGAUAUCCCAGGAUUUCAUGGAGAUGGAGGUAGUUGAUUAUGUCAGUCAACAGCAAGCAAGAGUUCAAAUUACCAUAGAAGAUGCAAAUGAUAACUCUCCAAUGUUCAGCAAGCCAUCCUAUGAUAUUGCAAUUAAUGAGAGCUUACCUAUUGGGACUGUUGUUCUUGUGGUGUCUGCUGUGGACAGUGAUAAAGGAGAAAAUGGAUAUGUAACUCACACAAUCAAUGGUGAGGAGUCUAUUCCAUUUAGUAUAGACCAGGACACGGGGGAGCUUACAAUCACAAGAGAUCUGGACUUCGAGUCCUCAGAGGAUAUUUAUAUUUUUGCAGUGCGAGCUUCUGACUGGGGUUCGCCCUACAGAAGAGAAACAGAGGUUAAUGUUACCAUUCGGGUGGUAAAUGUUAAUGAUAAUAAGCCAGCUUUUGAGAAGGUAUCUUGCAGAGGCAUGAUAAGCCGUGAUUUUCCAGUGAACCAGACCAUUGUUACUUUGUCAGCCAUAGAUAUAGACGAAGUUGGAAUGGUGAGGUACAAGAUACUGUCUGGGAACGAGUUAGACAAUUUUGAAUUAAAUCCUAACUCAGGGGCUUUGACACUGAAAAGAUCGUUUGCAUCAGACAGUUUAAAAAAUUCUAUAUUUAACUUGAAAGUGGCUGCAACAGAUGGUGAGAUGUCCUCUGAUCCGACAUUCGUUAAUAUAUCAGUGGUGAGAGGCAGGAUGCCACCUAGUGGGUUCACCUGCAAAGAGACCAGGGUAGCUCAGUUUCUUGCAGAGAAAAUGGUCUCCAAGGCAUCUGCAAUGGCUAAACCAAGAUCUGAUGAAAGAUACAUAGACCUUUUCUCUACAAACAAACAAGCUCCACAGUUUGAAGCGCUGCCUACAAGCAUUCUUGUCCAAGAGGAUCUGAGUCCUGGCUCCAGUGUUUUUCAGGUGCGGGCACGAGACGCUGACAUUGGUUUUAACGGUCGUGUUCUUUUUUCGAUUUAUGAUGGUAACAAAGAGAACAGCUUCAAUGUCAACAUGGAGAGUGGCCUGAUAACUGUUUUACAACCACUGGAUCGUGAGCGACAGGAUCGCUAUUUUCUGAAUAUCACCAUCUAUGAUCAGGGAAUUCCUCAGAUGUCCAACUGGAGACUGCUUACAGUGAUUAUUGAGGAUGCAAAUGACAAUAAUCCUCAAUUUUAUCAAGACAGUUACUCUGCCAUUGUUUCAGAAAACGCAGACCUUGGCAUGGAAGUAAUUGCAAUUACUGCUUUUGACAGGGACAUAGGCCAGAAUGGACAGUUCUCCUUUAGAAUGCUCACCAGCGUCCCUCAGUUUGGUAUUGACAGUGAAACCGGAAGUGUAUUUGUUGCAAGCCAACUGGACAGAGAAGCACAUCCUGUAUUCACAUUGAAGGUUGAAGUUAGAGACAAGGCCGAAAGAGCUCGGAGGUCAUCAGUAACUACUCUAAGCAUAAUAGUGGAGGACGUCAAUGACUGCUCUCCAGCUUUCAUCCCCAGCAGCUACAAUACCCGGGUACCAGAGGAUCUGCCCCCUGGAACUGUGAUCACUUGGGUGCAGGCUCAGGACCCAGAUGUUGGACCUGGUGGACAAGUCCGAUAUUCCUUAAUCAGUGAUUUCAAUGGGACUUUUGAGAUCAGUGCUGUGACCGGCAUACUGAGGGUAAACAAGGAGCUAGACUUUGAGACAAAACAGUUCUUUAACUUAACUGUUGUGGCAGAAGACAGAGGAAUCUCAAGCCUUCGGAGUGUCACAUUUGUGGAGAUUGAGGUGGCGGACGUCAAUGAAAAUUUGUAUGCCCCCUACUUCCUUGACUUUGCUGUGAAAGGUUCAGUAAAGGAGAACUCUCGCACAGGAACAAGUGUCCUGACAGUCAUUGCUAAAGAUGAUGACAGGGGACGAGAUGGCGUCUUGAGAUAUUCUGUCCGUGGAGGCAGCGGACUGGGCACUUUUACCAUCGACGAAGACACAGGGGUGAUUUAUACUGCUGGUAACUUGGAUUGUGAGACCAAAAACUCCUACUGGCUCACUGUGUAUGCCACAGACAGAGGGGUUACGCCCAUGUCAGCUUCAGUUGAAGUCUUCAUUCAGGUUGAAGACGUCAAUGACAAUGCUCCACUCACAUCCGAUCCUAUCUACCAUCCAGUCAUCAAGGAGAACUCUCCAAAGGAUGUGUCAGUCAUUCGUAUUCAAGCACAGGACCCUGACCUUACAGCAGCACCCACCCGUCUGAGUUACCGCAUCUCUGCAGGGAACCCACAAAAUUUCUUCUCUAUUAACCCCAAAACAGGGCUGAUUACAACCACUUCGAGGAAACUGGACCGAGAACAUCAGGCAGAGCACUUUUUAGAGGUCACAGUAAUCGACGGCCCAGUGACAACCCGCCAGUCCACCGUUUGGGUCAUAGUCCACAUCGAGGAUGAAAACGACAACUCUCCCAUCUUCCCUGAGGUCACUUACCGCAUCAGCUUGCCUGAACGGGACCGAAACAAACGGGGAGAAGCUGUUUAUCGGGUUUUUGCCUAUGACCGUGACUUGGGCGCAAACGGCAACAUCACAUAUAGCAUUAUUGAUGGGAAUGAGGAUGAAAAGUUCAGUAUUGACCCAAGGACCGGUAUGGUGUCCUCAAAGAAGACGGUCACAGCAGGCAGCUAUGACAUCCUCACUAUAAAAGCUGAAGACAGUGGUAUUCCAUCAUUGUGGUCUACUGUAAAACUCCAUGUUGAAUGGAUUCGCAAACCUGUCCCUUCGCCUAUGCCCCUGCUCUUCACCCAGAGGUCCUAUAAUUUCUCAAUUGCAGAGACAUCUGCAGUUGCUCAGCCGGUGGGACUGGUGGCUAUCAGCCAGUCAACGACACCUGUCUGGUUUAGUAUUGUUGGCGGCCGGCUUUCCAGAGAAAUGUUCUACAUUCCACAGAAUGAAUGUGGACGAAACUGUUCUCUUGACACAGGGAGCUUUGACAUGCAGUUUGACCUUCAAGUUGGAGUGGGGACCCUUGUUGUGGCCAAGCCAUUGGAUGCAGAAAUUCAGUCAGUGUACAACAUGACAGUACAGGUGACAGAUGGGACCAACUUUGCCACAACACAGGUAUUCAUACGAGUACAGGACAACAACGACAACCCUCCAGUCUUUUCACAGCCGGCCUAUGAUGUCAGUGUUUCUGAGGAUGCACCAUCUGACUUUGAGCUACUUCGACUCAGAGCGUCAGAUAUGGACGAACGGGCCCGUUUGAGCUUUUCCAUCUACGGGAGUGUUGACCCAGCGAGUAUGAGACUGUUCAGGGUCAAUCCUGGAACAGGGGUAGUUUACACUGCGGACAGACUGGACUAUGAGGCCAGAACUCAGCACAUCCUCACUAUUAUGGUUAAGGAUCAGGAGUUUCCAUUUAAUCGUGACUUGGCUCGCAUCCUUGUAGCAGUGGAGGACACUAACGAUAAUGUCCCAUACUUCACAAGCACCGUAUAUGAUGCUAUAGCCUAUGAGACUUUUCCUGUUGGUACUUCUGUGGUGCAGGUGACAGCACUAGACAAAGACAAUGGAAUUAAUGGUCAAAUCACAUACACAAUUGAAGCAGGCAAUACAGGGGGUGUGUUUGCCAUAAAUAAUACCACAGGCCUUAUCUUCAUCGCAAAAGACCUGGAUCUUACCUCUCUGGGCUUCUACAGCCUCACUGUGCGGGCAAUAGACAACGGCUUGCCUCCAUUAAUGGCCACUGCUUCGGUCCGCAUUUCACUGAUGCUCUCCGAUUUCUCCAAACCUCAAUUCUCUCAAAAGGAGUAUCAGGCCGAGAUAAUGGAGAAUAGCAAAUUAGGAACAUACGUGACCACUCUCAGUGCCCUCAGCCGCUCACCGCUCAUUUAUGACAUCGUCAGAGGCAAUGAGGAGCGCUGCUUCUUUGUUAACCACCACACUGGAGUAAUUACUACCCGCAAACUGCUUGACUUUGAGCAAAUAACAUCCUACUUUCUGAUGGUGCGCGCCGUGAGUAUGGCAGGAGUGGAGGCCAGCACCAGUGUCAUCAUCCAAGUGGUGGAUGUCAAUGAUAACCAACCUGAAUUUCAGAAAAUAAGGUAUAUAGGCACAGUUAGUGAAGCUGCUCCAGUCAACAGUGUUGUCCUCGGAGAGGAUGGCAACCCCUUGGUUAUCCAGGCCACGGAUAAGGAUCGUAAUCAUAAUUCCCUGUUAGUGUUCCAGAUCAUAGAAGAGACUGCUCGUUUGUUUUUCAGUGUGGACUCUGGGACAGGAUCAAUUCGAACCAUUGCCAGUUUGGACUACGAAACCUACCCAGAGUUCAAUUUUCGGGUCAAUGUCCAAGACAGUGGUCUACCACCUAAGAGUGCUGACAGUCCCGCAGAGGUGAUUAUAAAGGUGAUCAACAUGAAUGACUCACCCCCAAAGUUUUCACAGGACACUUACGAGACAGUACUUCUACUGCCAACAUAUGUGGGAGUUGAAGUCUUCCGGGUUGAGGCUUUAGACCCUGAUAUGACUGGUGACAAAGAAAAAUCUCUCACACCCAAGUUAGCCUAUUCCCUGGUGGAUAACAGUGUGGAAUACUUCACCGUUCAGCGCAGUACUGGAGUUGUGACUAUCACUAAUCCUAACCUCAGCAAAGACCGUUAUCGCUUCAGUGUGAAGGUCUGGGACGGGCGUUUUUCCAGCAUGGCGUCCAUCACCGUGCUUGUGAGAGAAGCUGUUGACAGCGGCCUGCUCUUCACCCAGCCCAUAUAUUCAGCCUCCAUUCCAGAGAACAAACCUGACAUCACAUUAGUGACUGUAGUAAAUACAGUGGGUCAUCACCUCAACGAGCCACUGAAAUACACUCUGCUAAACCCUGGAGGACGGUUCACAAUACGACCUACAUGUGGAGUGGUGCUUACCACAGGUGUUCCUUUUGACCGUGAGGAAAUGGGAAGUUAUGAGCUUGUGGUGGAAGUCAGCAGAGAAGAUGAGAUUCUAAGGGUGGCGAGGGUGACUGUACAAGUACAGGUGGAAGAUCUAAAUGACAACGCUCCAGAGUUUGUGAACCUCCCCUACUAUGCUGCAGUGCAGGUGGAAGCAGAACCAGGAUCAGCCAUCUUCAUGGUUUCUGCUGUUGAUCGAGACUUUGAUCUGAAUGGAGAAGUGACUUACAGCCUGAAGACGCAGCACAGGGACUUUGAGAUGAAUCCAGUAACAGGAGAGCUGGUCUUAAAACGAGCUUUUGAAGCUGACCUAUCAAAUGCAGAGUACAGAUUGAUUAUCAUUGCGACUGAUGGUGGAUUCCCUCGACUGUCCAGUGAAGUGGAGCUGCCUGUUACAGUCGUAAACAAAGCCAUGCCAGUGUUUGACAAGCCGUUCUAUGGUGUAACAGUCAGAGAAGAUGUUGAAGUUUCCACCUCUGUUCUGGGCAUCAAUGCAAGCAGUCCAGAGGGCCAGGACAUCAUCUUCACCAUCUCAGAUGGAGACCCUUCCUUUCAGUUUGACAUAGGCUUUGAUACAGGAAUUAUCAGUGUGAGAUAUCCAUUAGACUACGAGACCAUCCAGUACUACCGCCUAACAGUGAAAGCUACUGAUACCUUGACAGGGGCAAAGUCUGAGGUGGAUGUAGAUAUUGUUGUACUAGAUGUGAAUGACAACCCCCCACUUUUUCAGAACAUGUCGUACUCUGCUGUGCUAUCUGAGAACUCCAUGAUUGGAACAUCUGUUCUACAGGUCUUUGCACUAGACCAGGACUCAGAGAAGAACGCCGUAGUGACUUACCAGAUCCUGUCUGACAUCUACAACACCACCGACUACUUCCAAAUUGACAGCAGCAGGGGAUUGAUAUUCACGUCACGCAUGCUUGACUAUGAGCUCAUGCAGCGCCACAACUUCAUUGUCAGGGCGACAGACAGUGGAGAUCCUGCCCUUAGCACUGAUGUUACUGUCAUUGUGAUUGUAACUGACACAAACGACAACCCCCCUAAUUUCAGCCAAGCGGUAUACGAGGCUUUUGUCAGUGACCUGGCACCCAGAGGGCACUUUGUGACUUGCCUUCAAGCGUCAGAUGCUGACAUCUGUGAUGCUCAGAGGCUGAGGUAUAGUAUUCUCUCAGGGAAUGAGAAAAUGACUUUCAUGAUGGAGCCAGAUACAGGGGUGCUUCGUCUGUCUAACAAGAGGAGACAAGGCAUGAAACUCUUCUAUCAACUCAAUGUGUCUGUGUCAGAUGGAGUCUUCACCAACACUGCUCAGGUAAUUGUACGUGUCCUGGGAGCCAAUCUGUACAGCCCAGUAUUCAGUCAAAGGUUUUACCUGGCUGAGGUUCUUGAAAAUUCGCCUCCAGGAACCAAAGUCAUCCAAGUUUUAGCAAUGGAUGAGGAUUCUGGGCUGAAUGGUCAGAUAACCUACUCAUUCAUCAAUGACCUGGGGAAAAUCAAGUUCAGCAUCGAUGCAGACGGGGUCAUAUCCACUCUUCAGAGAUUAGACAGAGAAAGUCCUGUGAACAAAGACAUGGUGCUGACAGUAAUGGCCUUGGAUGGAGGAGGUCGUGCAUCAUUUUGCACCGUGCGAGUGGUCCUGGCAGAUGAAAAUGACAACGCUCCACAGUUCAGAGCCACGGAGUAUCGCAUGAGCAUUAAAGCUAAUGUUGCUAAAGGUUCUCUUGUCACACAGAUUCAGGCCACUGACCCUGAUGCUGGCUCUAAUGGGAGGAUAACUUACUCCCUUUACAGUGAGGCUCGUCUGUCACUCGUUGAUGUGCUGGAGGUGGAGCCAGACAGUGGUUGGAUGAUGACUAAAAGUGCUGUUGAUCACCUUCAAGGAACUGUCCUGUCCUUCUUCGUCAAAGCCACCGACUGCGGUGCUGCUCCCAAACACUCCCUGGUGUCAGCCUUUAUUCAAGUCGUCCCCCCAGAUUCAUUCAUCCCUUCGUUCAGCCAGCCUCAGUAUUCCUUUACCAUCCCUGAGGAUACUGCAGUAGGAACAGUGCUGGGCUCUGUUUACACAGGCCCUGGCCAGACGGGGUUCUUCACUGCUGUCCCUGGGGAGACAAUCGACAGCAACCAGGGGGCAACCUUCCUAGUGGAGAAAGAGACGGGUCUCAUCAGGCUGCUGAAGCCAUUGGACUAUGAGGAAGUCAGCAGCUUCAGGUUUAAGGUUGCAGCAACUGCAAGAAAAGAUUUGAUCGAGACCAUGUCAACCGUGGACUUGGAAGUGAAGAUUCUAGAUGUAAAUGACAACAAGCCAGAGUUUGAAACCAGUACAUAUGUAGCCACAGUGAUGGAAGGUAUGCCUUCAGGGACAAGAAUAAUUCAAGUCCGUGCUCUUGAUCCAGACUGGGGCUCUAAUGGACAGGUGACAUACAGCCUUGGGCUACUGCUCACCUACAACCCGGACCUAACGAAGGACACUUUGUCCCUCACCAGCCCAAUCACCACCGGUUCUGUCUUUGCCAUUGAUAGCAAAACAGGCUGGAUCACCACAGUGACUCAAAUGGAUCAUGAGGCCUGCUCGAGUUACAGCUUUGAAGUAGUGGCCUCUGAUUUGGCUGAGUUACAGCCUCUCUCCUCAACCACAGUGGUGACCAUCACCGUAUCGGACGUCAAUGACAAUCCGCCGAUGUUUGAGAGGGAGUUCUACAGAGGUGCUGUGAAGGAGAGUGAUCCACUCGGUGAAGUUGUGGCUGUCCUAAAAACCAAAGACCGAGAUGGUACUGACCAAAACCGCCUUGUCAGCUUUUACAUCACAGGGGGAAAUCAGAGAGGAGUGUUUGGCCUUACUCUUGUGCAAGGGGAGUGGAAGGUUUAUGUCAGUGGUCUGCUGGAUCGUGAGCAACAGGAUUGGUACUUGCUCAAUAUCACAGCCAGUGACGGGCUUUAUGUCGCUCAUACUGCAGUGGAGGUAACGGUAAUGGAUGCCAAUGACAACAGUCCCAUCUGCAACCAGGCGGUGUAUGGUGCCUCUUUUCCUGAGGACAUUCCCAUUAACAAGGGCAUUCUGAUGGUUGGUGCAACAGAUGCUGACUCAGGCUCAAGUGCUGAGAUCCAGUAUUCACUAUUUGGCAUUGGAGUGGAAGAUUUCUAUAUGGAUGCCAACACUGGUGAAUUGCGAACCGCCAACAUAAUAGACAGAGAAACAACACCCUCCUACAAACUCAUUGCUCAGGCUACUGACGGGGGAGGGCUGUUCUGCCGAUCUGACAUUUCUCUAAAAGUGUUGGACGUGAAUGACAAUGCUCCCUCAUUUUCGACAACUCAUUACCUGGCGAGUGUGUAUGAGAAUGCCUCCCCCAAGGCUUUACUUACUCGCCUGCAAGCCAGUGACCCUGAUGAAGGUCUGAACCGUACAGUGGUGUAUUCUCUGGUGAGUUCAUUCGAUGGGGUAUUUUCCAUUGAUCCGGUUACUGGAAUAGUGAUCCUGGAGAAAUUCCUGGACAGAGAGAGCCGAGACUCGUAUCGUAUUCGUGUUCAGGCUACCGAUCGGGCUGGGCAACAGGGGGCACUGUCCUCAGAGGUUGAUUUGACAAUCUUGGUCCUGGAUGUGAAUGACAAUGCUCCAGUUUUCCAGAGGAGAGAUUAUGCCGUUACUGUCCCUGAGGAUGUCGCUGUGGGGACCGAGGUUCUGCGCAUUUUAGCAACAAGCGCUGACAUUGGACCCAAUGCCGAGAUCACUUACAGCAUCAGAUCAGGCAACGAGUUGGGGAAAUUCAACAUAAACAGAAAACUAGGCUCAAUUACAGUGGCUGAUGACUUGGACUUUGAGGUGUGCAAGGACUACUACAUCACUGUUGAGGCUUGGGACAAUGGGAACCCUCCUCUUAGCACCGCUACGAUGAUUGUCAUCGAACUCAUGGAUGUCAACGACAAUGCUCCAAUGUUCGAUCAGGAUAUCUAUAAUGUUCUGAUCAGUGAGGAUGCAUCCAUAGGACAGACCGUUACAAGGGUGUUGGCAGAAGACCUGGACAGCCAAGUGAAUGGACGAAUUACCUACUCAAUUCUGAAAGGUGAUCGGACCAAUCACUUCUGGAUUGAUCCUGUGACUGGACUGCUUAAAGUUAAUAAGAGACUUGACAGAGAACUAGUAUCCAGGUACACUUUAUCUGUACAAGCAUUUGACAGCGGCUCUCCUGCCAUGUCCUCCACUGUCGCCGUUAACAUCGACAUCUCUGAUGUUAACGACAACCCUCCGGUCUUUACUCCUCCCAACUCCACAGCCAUUAUACAGCUCAACCAGGCUGCUGGCACCCCCCUUCUAACACUGUCAGUAAGUGAUAAAGACUCCCCUAGAAAUGGUGCCCCCUUUGUUUUUCGCAUAGUGGCAGGAAAUGAAGGUAGUUUCUUCCGUUUGGACCAGACUGGAUCUCUAAAGUCCAACCGUGUGUUCGGUCCUGAAGCACCCAGAGAAUUCAUACUUGAAAUUCAGGCAAGUGACUCGGGUAAACCGAGUCUUACUUCGUCUUCCUGGGUUUUUCUGAGAGUCAUCGGGAACAGUCAGUACAAGCCCAUUGUCUCCCCUCUGGAGAUCUACAUCGUCAUGUCAACGGAUACUUUUCCGGGUGGUCCGAUCGGCCGAAUCUAUGCCACAGACCGUGACCCCAAUGAUGUCCUGUCUUUUACCCACAAGCCUCCUCCAAAGAGCAUGUUUAAGAUCAACAGACAAGAUGGAAGUGUUGUUGCUCUGCCAGGUUUGGAACCUGGGAGAUACCAGAUGAAUGCAACAAUCAGUGACGGGCGAUAUGCUGUCAUAGCUGAUGUGUCAGUCCAGGUUGAACAGGUGACUGAUGUUUUGCUGCGUAGCGCCCUGACCUUGCGUUUCAGCUCCAUCUCAUGGGAGGAAUUACUUGGACGGUACCUGAAUCAGAUCAAAGUAACUUUACGAGCUAUAGCUGGCUGGAAGUGGUUACCAGGGCAGCAAGAUCCUCUUCAUAUACUUGGUGUGCAGCCAGUUGCAGGGACAUCUAAUAUCGAUUUGGUUCUGGCAGUGGAGAGACCAGAGACUUUAGGCACUGGACGGAUGGAGGGGUUUUACUCCCAACAGGAGUUGGCAGCAAAGCUGGAGGAAGCAGCAGCACGCGGUGAGAUGCGAGGUGCCCUUGCUGGAGCAGCUUUAAUCAGCAGCACCUGUUCUGGGAAGUUGGAUUGUGGAGACAUGGAGUGUAAAAACACGCUCGUGAUAGAGGGUGGUUUGCCUGUUACCUACAACACAGAAAGGAUCACCUUGGUUCUGCCCAGGUUUGGACGCACAGAGAGCUGCACUUGUUCAGGAGGGACGUGCCCAACCCCUGUAGAACUUUGUGAAGGUCAGUCCUGUCCAGACGAUAUGCGGUGUGUCCUUUCUGGUCCAACAGCACCAUCUGUCUGCCAGUGUCAGCCUGACCGAUUGGAUGAGUGUGCAGGUCAGACCUCUCUGAGUUUUUCUGGAAACAGCUACAUCAAGUACAGAGUGACAGAGAGGGUCCAGAGUGGAGAGAUGAGGCUUGGCCUCAGGGUUAGAACGCUUCAAACAAGAGGAGUCAUUAUGUUCACUCGUGUUAACCCUUGCACUAUGCUAAAGAUUGAAGGGGGUCGACUGUGGUUCCAGUUGGACUGCGACAACACCCUUGGAGUCAUGGGCAUCUCAGACAGACCAAUAAAUGAUGGUCUGUGGCAUUCAGUUGCCUUAGAGCUGACCAGAAACUACACCCUUCUUUCACUGGAUGAUAGUUACGUGGAACGUCGCAGAGCUGCACGGGCCCCAGUCCGUCUUUGGCCACUCGCUCCUGACUCCUCAUUUUUCUUUGGGGCACAAGUGAGGCUGCUGAACCGGCCAGGAGAGAGACCUGUCUUUGGACUUGAGCAAAGCCUGGGAGGAGGCCCAGAAUUUGGAGAGCGUUCAGUGAGGGGUCCGGCGAGAGCCCAGGACGGCUUCCAAGGUUGCCUGGGGUCGCUGAUGCUCAACGGUAACGAGCUGCCACUCCAAAAUAAGAGGAGCCGAUACGCCGAGAUAGCCGGGCUCAGUGAGGUCAAGCUGGGCUGUGUUCUUUAUCCAGAUCCAUGCAUCAGCCAGCCAUGCCUCAAUGGAGCCAUCUGCAGCAGCCUGCCAUUUGGAGGCUUCAUGUGCAGUUGCAGCAGUGGAUUCACUGGGGGGCGCUGUGAAGUUGAACUAACAUCCUGCAUGCCAAACCCAUGCCAGAAUGGUGGAGAGUGCAAAGCUGUUGGCAAUGCAUUCCUCUGUGGCUGUCCGAGAGGACUCAGGGGACUUAUAUGUGAUGUGGAUGUAAAUGAGUGUGACCAGGGCAACUGUGGAAACAGAGGAGAGUGUGUCAACACGUUCGGUUCGUUCUACUGCAACUGCUCAGAUGGAUACGAGGACCAGUUUUGCGAAGAUCAGGUCCCUGAGGAUGACACAGAGGCUGAGCCGCUGUCUUAUGUUGGACCCGGGGAAAUAAUAGGCAUUGGAGUGCUUGCCUUUGUCAUCAUUUUUCUCCUCAUACUCUUCGUCACCUUCAGGAAGAAAAUCAAAUUCCGGAAAGAUUCCGACCCGGGUUCGGGAACCAUGGCUGCUUCAGGCAUCUCAGCUGUUUCCUCAGAAGCUAGCUACAUGCUACACAAGACUAGAAUGGGGGUUGAGGGGAUUGAGUUCAAAGCUGUGCGUGUGCCAGGCUCACCGACUACCACGGCAACAUAUGGUGAGGUAGGAGGCUGCAGUGGAGGUCCUCCUCAGGUCAUGGUGCGUCCUACUGCCCACUCUAUCCUCCCAGGAACCGAGAGGACCACUUCCAGUGAAAGCAGUCAGAUGAGCAGCUUCCUCUCAGAUGUGUCUAAUGUCCGAGGUAUGGCAAAUAGGAGAGGAAUUGCAGUGUGUAGCGUGGCACCCAAUCUCCCCUCAGCAUCGGCCCGCCGCCCAGAGCACAGUCCAGCCCACAAAGUCUCAUGGGAAGGCAAGGAAACCAGAGAGAAAGUCCUGGACAGGCACAGAGACGAGCGGGAGGAGGAAUGGGGGCAGAGGGCUUUUGAGUUGGAGAGAACCCAGAGGGAUAACAGUCCGCAGGGGCUCAUGGAGGAGGACGUGGCGUGUCUCUCAGACUCCACCUCUGAUGAGCGCUCCCUUAGCUCCUACACCUCGGAGUCCAUUGAUGACAAUGCAUCCAUAGUCACAGUCAUACGUCUAGUCAAUGAUGCUGUUGAUGAUAUUGAAAGUGAAGUGUCAAACAUGGACAAAGAACAGCAGUGGAACAGCCCGGCGAGGCACCACCUGCAGAACAAGGAUAAGAUUUGUGUAGAGUUCGUCAAAGAGUACACUGUGGAUUCAUACCGGUGGGAGACUUCCUUCCAGAGUUUGAGCUGGCUGUCACCGUCACGGUUGCAUCCGCCAGAGGUGGGAUACCAUUACAACCUCAGUGACGCCCAGCAGAACAUCAGACGUGGAGGCAGCACACGCUCCCUCCAGCUCGACUCCAGAAUGAUGAGCUGCAGCGGUGACAGAGGCCAUGAGUCGGGCCAGGCGAACAGGAGGAGGACCUUCCAGUGGGAGAGGAAUCAGUCUGGCGAGUGGGAAAGAAGACAAACUGUGCACAGAGAUGAAAAGAGGAGACACGAAGGGGAAGGGAAAAAGACAGAGAUGAGAAGCAGGGAUGUGGCGGCGCACCACAGAGAACAUCUGCAGCUGCAUGGCCAUGACAGUAUUGAAGACAGCUCUUCGCCUAUUUACGAGGAGUACAGAGAGGCCUGCCAUGAUCCAGAGCCAAAUGACGACUCCGAGAGUCUCUAUGACACUCUACCGCCAACACGGCGAGCGUACGAGGGAUACCCGUCAAGCCCACCAGGCCUCAACCUGCACCCGGCUCAACUCAUGCCCCCUUUGAGAGCCUGGGAUCUACAGGAGGAGGAAUGGAGGCGAUCACAGGAGGAACAGGACGGACUCGGCUCUGCCGGUCUGAGCGGAUCUGGAGAUGAGCUCGAAAGACUUCUGAACCUGGUGUCGCUCAGAGCCAGGAGAGCCACUCGGACGAACAGAAAUUCAACUGGAUCUGAACCAACAGGAAGCUGGGAGGGGUGUAAAUGAACCAUUAACCAGACUGCUUACAGAAUGUUUAGAACAUUUAUUAAUCCUUUAUGAACAGCAAAGAGGCAGCAAUUCUCUCUGACUUUAUUUUGUGUUUAUAAUACAACACCUCUGCUGCAGCAUGUAAAUAUAAUUGUACAGGGAUAUUAAAAAAAAAAGACACACAUGCGUCUGUUAUGCUUAUCCUGGUGUAAACAAGCACUAAUCCACCACCAAUCCCUUGGAUCUUCGAUAAGCUGCAGGAAUCAGAGGAAAUUCAUGUGUUCUCUCAACGCCUUCACCUGUGCCACGUGAGAAUCGUCCGUGAUUGGCUGUGAAUCAAAGCCGAUACAUAUAUUAUUUAGAGCCACUGAAGCACUGCAUUCAUCUGUUUCUCUGUUGUUGUUUGGGGUUGAGGGGGGCAGGUGGGGAUAAUAUCAACGUGCGUCUAUGUGUUGUGCGCGUCAUACAUUGUAUUUUUCCAAACAUAAAAGCUCACACACACGCACACAAUCGCUGUGUGAACUCAGCCUCACAUUUCUUAGAGCUUUUAUUAUUUUCACUGGCACAUGCUUGGGGUUGUUUGGGUGAGAUCUUUUCACCCACGUCCUACUACACACAGCCUGAGCUGAGCUAUUAAGAUUACCAAUGCUGAUACCUGGGGGAUUUUUCCUUAAUCAUUUAAUUAUUCUAUGAAUAUUUAUUUGAUAACUACUCAUUUGUGAGAACUUCUUUCGUGAACACAUCAUGGAUGUUAUUGUGUAUUUAAAAUUUUUGCCAACAGUUACGUUUUUCUUUUUUUCCCCUUGCUUUAAAUUUAUGCGUGAAAAGCUCUUUUAACAUGCCUGAUUUUGUAAUUAGUAUAAAGUGAAUUGAAAAAGCUUUCAGGCUCUUUGAAAUUUUUAACCUUUUGUCUUGUUCUGUGUAUUUUCAUGGGAUUUGUGCAAUUGACAAGCCAGGUAGUGUAUAAUUUUGAAGUUUAAAAAAAUGUUUUUUUUUUUCUUUUUACAUAGACAUAUCUAGCAACUAAA